AUGAGAGCCCGUGUCUACUGUGAAGACUUUCUGUUCCCAAAGGUGCACAGGACCGCAGCAGAUCUAUGGUCAAUUUACUCCAAGCCUGUCCCAGCAAAUGGCAGAGAGCUCUGGACCUUGUUUCUGCAGUGUUCCUGUGUUACAGUGGUGAUAGGAGGCCUCUUUUACAACUGGAUGUUUGCUUCGCUGGAGUACUCCUGGCAUCUCUCCAUUAUAAUGGCCAUCUCCUUCAGUCUGCUCCUUCUCCUGACCCUUUUCUUGGUACAUCCUGCCCGUUGUGUCUUCAGUAUGAUCAUGCCUACUUUCGGUACCAAACAAGGCCGGAAGCUUCUCUUGUCAACCUGCAUCAUGAUAGUAGUGGUUAACAUAACACCCAACAUCAUAAGCAACAUUAAAACCAUACUGCAGGUUAUUAAGUGCAUCUGCAAGAAUUCCUCUGAGAGUCUUUUGAACUCAACUGCUCUGCUAGAGACAGCUUCCUGGGAGUUGGGGGAUGCAAUCCAAGAAACUGCUCAUUCCAUUAAUAUUCAUAGGCCUAUGAAUGGACAUUUUCAGUUUUCAUUGCUUAAGAACAGCUCCUUCAUUUACCAACAAAUGCACCUUGCUGGUGAGAAAAUUGGGAGGGACUUCUUGGCUGUUGAGGUACUGGUCAAAGACUCUGUACGAGUAGGCAACAAGCUGGUUGCUGGCCUCUCCAUGCUCUACCUCUGUUUUGAGUCCACCUGGUAUCUGAAAAAUUAUCUCACCAACCUCCGCUUUGACAAUUUUUACAUCACCAAGAAGCUGGAGCGCUUAGCUGUGGACAGAAAAGCAGCUCAUCUGCUGGCGAGCUCAUCCAAAGACCUCAUUCGACCAACAGGCUUGAAGUUGUCCCGGGAAGAAGUGAUGCUGUGCCUCGUGCAAGCCAUGCUCCUCACUGUGGCCCUGAUGCUGAUGCUGGUGGUCAUGGCAAUGGACCACUUUGCGUUCAGCGUGGCAGACACUGCGGUGAGAAAGGCAGAUCAGUUCUCCGUGGUG
This is a messenger RNA of Pelecanus crispus (Dalmatian pelican), 1017 nucleotides long. The record is from RefSeq and is a predicted model, not a curated record. Lineage: Eukaryota; Metazoa; Chordata; Aves; Pelecaniformes; Pelecanidae.